AUGAUAUGGAACCGACUUGCACAGCCGCUGAGGUCCCGUGCCCGGCAUGGCACAUAUGGAGCUCUAAGAUCUCAUCCUCGCGCUGUGGUGUAUACCCCCAAGCGUUUCAACUCAAACCCUCAGAACACAGGCCAGUACACGCCGGAUCCCACCGACCAGGAUGAUGCGGACGAUGGGAAGGGCAAGGGUCAGGGCCGCGGUGGCGACUCCGACCCCAACUUCAAAUCUACGAUCCUCAAAAUGCUCGAGACUGCGGCAACCACUGCGGCAUCCAUCGCCAUCUUAGGUGCGGCAGGAUACUCGUACCACCAGUACUACAAGUACCUGAUUCUCGACAAAAUGGACAAUGCUUUCAAUCCAGGUGACCCCGCGCUCGAAGUCGCGGGUGUUGUAUCUGGAAAGCACAAGUACCGCCAUGAGGAACAUUGGGUAGUUCGCAAUGAGCAGCCCAAGAUUGAUGACAUUGUAGCUGGACGCAGAAGUGGCCACUAUUAUCUCAUGAUCGGCGAAAAGGGAACAGGCAAAACUUCAAUGCUCCUGGAGGCUAUGCGCAAGAUCAAUGGCAACAGCUGUGCCAUGUUCGAAGCACACGCCGACCUGGAAAUUUUCCGCAUCCGACUCGGCAAAGCUUUGGACUACGAAUUCCACGAAGACUAUAUUGGAAGUCUUUUUAGCAUCCGUGGACCCAGAGACACCACGGCCCUCUUGGACAUUGAGCGUGCCUUCAACAAGCUGGAGAAAGUGGCACUCACCAGACGACGCGAUGGAUGCCCUCCUUUGGUCUUGAUCAUCAACAGCACUCACUUAGUCAGAGAUGAUCAUGACGGACAGGAUCUGCUUGAAAUGAUCCAGCAGCGUGCCGAGCAAUGGGCUGCCAGCGGUCUUGUCACGACAAUCCUAAACAGUGAUGACUACUGGGUCUACGAGCGCUUGAAACGUUACGCAACUCGCAUGGAAGUUAUUCCCGUGACAGAUCUGCCCAAGGACAAGGCAAUGACGGCCUUGAAGAAAUAUCGCGAGCAAUUCCACAAUGAAACGCUUUCACCUUCGAUUCUAGAGCAGGUCUACGACAAGGUCGGUGGGCGACUCUCCUUCCUCAACCGCGUUGCCAAAUCCGAGAAUGUCACCAAGGCUUGCGAUGAUAUCUGCCGGGCCGAGAAAACUUGGUUCCUGAACAAGUGCUGGAUCCUAGGAAAGGAAAUGGACGACGAUGUGAUGGAUGAACAGAAGUUCUCCUCUGCUGCCAUGGUCCUCGCGAAAGCGUUGGUCGACCUUGAAGAAGAGAUGGAGUCAAAUUACCACGAAGAGCAAGGACAUAUUUUACCCGAGAUUCCGCUUCACAAGGCGCGCGAGAUCAUGACCCGUGCAGACUUCAUCCAAUCCUACGACCACGAGAAUAUCUUCACCAUUGACUCACGAGCGAUGGUUCGUGCCGAUUCGGUGCCCAUGCAACGCGCUUUCCAAGAAAUCUGUGCCAUUGAAAACUUCGACAAGCACUUGGAUGGCACUUUGGAGCGCAUUGGAGACAUCGAGAGUCUUGGCCGUACCCGUGAGCUGACCAUCAAAGAUCUUUGGAAUAAUGGUAAGUAUCGUGUUGUUGUGCGCGACAACCACGGACGUGAGAGCGGGACAGUAGAAUUUGCCGUGGAUGAGAAAGAGGGCGAUGAUUAA
Molecule: messenger RNA, 1671 nt
Organism: Penicillium salamii
Lineage: Eukaryota; Fungi; Ascomycota; Eurotiomycetes; Eurotiales; Aspergillaceae
Source: the annotation of a GenBank genome assembly